Messenger RNA from Vanessa atalanta (red admiral), 2679 nucleotides. RefSeq lists its product as uncharacterized. The transcript is spliced from 5 exons. Gene Ontology annotation, molecular function: aspartic-type endopeptidase activity. The record is from RefSeq and is a predicted model, not a curated record. Gene Ontology annotation, biological process: proteolysis. Bases 1 to 2679 code for a protein of 892 amino acids. NCBI's taxonomy places the organism in Eukaryota, Metazoa, Arthropoda, Insecta, Lepidoptera, Nymphalidae.
AUGAUUCUAGUGAAGAUGAAGAAUCUCCGCCACCGCUCACUAUCAAAACUACUGAAAUAUUUACUAGAAAACGAAGUUGAUAGGGCGAUACGGCAACCCAAUCAAGAAGUCUUAUCGCUCAGUCAUUUCAAAGGUCAUUGUGCAACGUCUCUUUUUCCGGAAAUUGAUGCCGAAGAAGAAGAUUCAAAGGACAAGCCAAAUAGAGAUGCUAAGCAGUUGCCAAACCUGGACAAGAAGAUAAAAUCUGAAUUUGAUCCCUGUCCGCGCUUUUCUGGAGGCUUACUAAGAGGCCGCGGUGAGGUAGAAUGUGAUCUGGAAAUCAAUAACAUUAAAGUAAGAUUUACCGUACAUAUAGCAGAGACUGACAUGCAGAAUAUUCACUUAUUGAUCAGCCAACCAGUUAUUAAUGCUGAUCGCAUGUCACUUGUGGUGACUAAUAAGACGGCAUCAUUAAGAUUGGAACUCGAUCCAUUAGCAGAAUUUCAGGCGAUUGAAGAUGUCCAGAAAAUUAGGUGUAAAAUUUGUAAACGCAAGCAUCAUUCUCUGCUCCACCCUCCGAGUGUAGUACAGGAGACGGAGAAUGUUGAGUCCAAUGAUGGAGGUGUAGUAGUUUCAGCAACCACAGCACAACUUUGUGAGAACAAAGCUACAGUAAGUACCUGUUUUCCAAAUAGUUAUAGUCAAGUUCUCUUGGCUACAGCUAUUGUUGAGGUAGAAUCGAGAACGGGUAAUACUAGUUUAGCUUAUAGAUGCUUGUUGGAUCAAGGCUCACAGGCUUCGUUGAUCACGGAGUCUGCUGUCCAAGCUCUUGGACUGAAAAAGAUGCCCAACAAGGUCUACAUUUCUGGAAUUGGGGGUAGGAAUGAUUCUUUAGCUUAUGCGUCAGUCGUUGAAAUCAAGCUAAAGUCAAUUCAUAAUCCUCAGUAUUCUUUGGUCGUCAAAGCCCAUGUUCUUACCAAGCUGACAUCUUUUCUUCCCGCAAAGAAGAUAAAUGUUCAAUUGCAGCCAGCAUUAGCUCAGUUAAAGUUAGCUGACCCGAAGUUUGACGUACCAAAUAAGAUAGACUUAUUACUUGGUGCAGAAGUAUAUAGCCAGAUUUUAGUCGAGGGCCUUAUCAAGGGUCCUCCCGGGUGUCCUGUAGCCCAGAACACUCAUUUGGGAUGGAUCUUAUCUGGUCAAAUUCACUCAGAUCAUGUUGAUUCUGAGUCGUGCCAAACUAAUAGUGUCAUCAUCAAUAUGCAUACCCAGUGUAAUGACAAUGAUCUUUUGCGAAAGUUCUGGGAGUUAGAAUCAGACGAUCUUUCUGUUAAGAAGAAGAUGCUUACUGGUGAUGAACAGAAGUGUGAGGAGAUUUUUAGAAACACCGUUACCAGAGAUGAUCACGGACGUUAUAUAGUGAAACUUCCCUUUCGUAAUGCAAACCCAAUCUGUAAGAAAGGAAAUUUUAAAGAUAUAGCCACUAAGAGACUUUACCAGUUAGAAAAAAGAUUAUUAAAAAAUAAAGAAUUAAAAGAACAGUAUACAAAAGUAAUAAAAGAGUACUUACAUCUUAAUCACAUGGAGAUAGUUCCUGAAGAGCAGCGUAAUAAAUCGGAUGUGGUAUAUUUGCCGCACCAUACCGUAGUACGUAAGGAUAAGUUAACAUCUAAAGUAAGGGUUGUUUUUGACGCCUCCUGCUCUGGAACUAAUGGAGUAAGUCUGAACAAUGAACUCUUAGUUGGUCCACCUCUUCAGAACACUUUGAGACACAUUGUUAUGAGAUGGCGAAAACAUCCUGUUUGUUUGGUGGCAGACAUCGUUAAGAUGUAUCGACAGGUAAAGGUGACACGGGAGGAUGCAGAUGACUUUCAGCGUAUUUUGUGGCGCGAUGAUUCUGGAAUAAUUCAACAUUAUCGAAUGUUACGUGUAACUUUUGGUACUGCGUCUGCUCCUUACCUUGCUGUAAGAGUCUUGCAGCAAGUAGCUCACGAUGAAGGUAAAAAUUACCCUGUUGCUGCGGAUAAAAUUUUAAAUGACUUUUACGUGGACGAUCUUAUGACUGGCUGCCAAACUGUCGAAGAGUGCCUGAAAAUAAAAGAAGAUAUUAGUAACAUAUUAAAGAAGGGAGGAUUUGCAUUGCAGAAAUGGGCAAGCAAUAAGAAGGAGUUUAUGGAGAAAAUUGGAAAAGGAAGAGAAGUAAAGGAGUCAAGGUUAAAUAUAGGAGAAGUAAAGGAAACAGAAGCUAUACAGAAAGUGUUAGGACUUACCUGGAAUAGUUGCACUGAUGAGUUUGAAUAUAGUGUCCAACUACCACAACUGGAAGUACCAGUAACAAAGAGGAGAGUAAUAUCGGAUAUUUCGCGAUUAUUCGAUCCUUUAGGGUGGAUAUCUCCAACUAUUGUAACAUCUAAAGUUUUUAUUCAAAAACUUUGGAUGUCAGGAAUAGAUUGGGACCAAGAACUACCUUCUUCUUUGUUACAGGAAUGGCUUACUUACCGGUCAAAUUUAGAAAGUCUUACAAAUUUCCGCAUACCUCGCUGGAUUCACACAAAUGCUGACGAUAAAGAAGUAGAGCUGCACGGAUUUAGUGAUGCGUCUAAUUACGCAUAUGCUGCAGUAGUAUAUGUCGGAGAAGUAGUCGGGGAUCUAGCCAACAAGACCAGGUUUAAGGAUACGCAUGGUGGCCAACCAGCGUUUUAG